ACAGCACAUUUCACAAACACUCACUCUCCAAAUUUUUCUUUGUUCUGUAAAGUAUCAAUCUCUCUUUCCUUUAACAUCAAGCAAGAAUCAAUAUCAUAUUAAUAACUCUUUCUUGCUGCUUAGACUUUUUCUUUGUUAUACAUAUAAUGAACUAUGUCUCAUUUGUUCAAGGACAAACCAUUAGGACACUCCAACGAAACGCUCAUACGAAUGCCCGUUUACCCCAAUUAUGAUUUUGCCUCACCUUUGCUCAGGCCGCUCCGAGUUUAUCGGACUCCGACCUCCGAGAAACCGUUACGAAAUUAUUGUUGCCGCAUGUCGGAGUCCGGAUUGAGGCCGUUGACGUACAUCCCGCAGUCGGAGAGGACUGAACGGCAACCCACUCCGGCUUUGACGCCCUCGCUGCAGCGAUCUCUGACUUCGACUGCUGCCAGCAAAGUUAAGAAGGCGCUGGGGAUGAAAUCGGCGAAGAAGAGAGGUGCUGACUCGGUGAAUCAAGGGCGAGUUAAGCGUGCUGUAACGACUGGGGAGCUGGUGAGGGUGCAGAUGCGCGUGACCGAGCAGACUGAUUCCAGGAUCAGGAGAGCGUUACUGAGAAUUGCUUCUGGUCAGCUUGGAAAACGCAUAGAAUCAAUGGUUCUGCCACUGGAGCUAUUGCAGCAGCUCAAGUCUUCGGAUUUUCCGAAUCAGCAAGAAUAUGAAGCUUGGAAGAGGAGACAUUUCAAGCUUCUUGAAGCUGGACUCCUUUUGCAUCCUCACCUCCCGUUAGAUAACACCAAUUCUGCUCCACAGCGAUUUCGGCAAAUUAUUCAUGGGGCAUUAGAAAGACCUUUGGAAACUGGAAAGAACAGUGAAUCAAUGCAAGUUCUCAGAAAUGCUGUUAUGUCUCUUGCUUGCAGAUCAUUAGACGGAUCUGUUUCUGAGAAAUGCCACUGGGCAGACGGAUUGCCACUAAAUCUCAGAAUUUACCAAAUGCUUUUAGAAGCUUGUUUUGAUGUUAAUGAAGAAACAUCUGUUAUUGAAGAGGUUGAUGAGGUUCUAGAACUUAUAAAGAAGACAUGGGGGAUCCUUGGAAUUGACCAAAUGCUGCAUAAUCUUUGUUUCUGCUGGAUUUUAUUUCACAGAUAUGUUGCAACUGGCCAAGUGGAAAAUGACCUUAUAUAUGCUGCCAAUAAUCUGCUGGUGGAAGUUGAAAAAGAUGCCAAGGCAACCAAGGAUGCAGAUUAUUCCCAGAUCUUGAGUUCAAUAUUGAGUACAAUGUUGGGUUGGGCGGAAAAAAAGCUUCUUGCUUACCAUGAUACUUUCCAAACUGAUAAUAUUGAUUCCAUGCAAAGUGUUGUUUCUGUGGGGAUUUUAGCAGCCAAGAUGUUAGUAGAAGAUGUCUCUCAAGAGUAUCCUAGAAAGAAAAAAGAAGUUAACGUGGCUCGUGAUAGGGUCGACAGCUACAUAAGAUCUUCGUUACAGAUUGCUUUUGCUCAGAAAUUGAAGAAGGUGAAAUCUAGCAAGCGUUCAUCUAAAAGCCAGCAAAGUCAUCUACCUCUUCUUUCCAUCCUAGCACAGGACGCUAGUGACCUGGCUUUUGAUGAGAAAGUGAAAUUUAGCCCUAUACUGAAGAGAUGGCACCCUCUUGCAGCAGGCACUGCAGUUGCCACCCUUCAUUCUUGCUAUGGAAACGAGCUGAAGCAAUUUGUCUCAGGCAUUUCUGAGUUGACACCUGACGCUAUUCAAGUGCUGUUAGCUGCUGACAGAUUGGAGAAAAAUCUUGUGCAAAUUGCAGUUGAAGAUUCGGUAGACAGUGAGGAUGGUGGGAAGUCAAUAAUACGGGAGAUGCCUCCUUAUGAGGCUGAAGCUGUAAUUGCCAAUCUGGUGAAGUCAUGGAUAAGUACUAGAGUGGACAGACUGAAGGAAUGGGUUUACAGGAAUCUGCAACUAGAGGUUUGGAAUCCACGGGCAAAUAAAGAGCGAUUUGCUCCUUCUGCUGUUGAAGUCCUCCAAAUUGUAGAAGAAACUUUGGAAGCAUUCUUUAUGCUGCCAAUACCUUCACAUUUGGUGUUGCUUCCUGAAUUAUUGGCUGGUCUUGAUGCAUGUCUUCAACAAUACAUAUUGAAGGCGAAAUCUGGCUGUGGGAGCCGAAAUACUUUUAUUCCCACUUUGCCCGCUCUAACUAGGUGUGCAACAGGAUCGAAAUUUGGUGUGUUCAAAAGGAAGGAAAAGUUGCAAAUAGCACAGAAGAGGAAAUCCCAGGUUGGGACUGUAAAUGGGGACAACUCUUUUGGGAUACCCCAAUUAUGUUGUCGCGUUAAUACUUUCCAGCAUAUUCGGACAGAGUUGGAGGUCUUGGAGAAGAGGAUAGUUAACCAUAUAAGGAAUUCCAGAUCCACUCAUGCGGACAACAUUGUUAAUGAAAUGGAGAAAAAGUUUCAGCUUUCAGCCUCUGCUUGUGUGGAAGGGAUUCAACAACUCUGUGAGGCAGCUGCCUACAAAGUCAUCUUCCAUGAUUUAAGUCAUGUUCUUUGGGAUGGCUUGUAUGUUGGGGAAGUUUCAUCAUCUUGGAUCGAACCAUUUCUUCAGGAGCUGGAGCACUAUUUGGAAAUUAUUUCAUCAACAGUGCAUGACAGAGUCAGGACGCGUGCAAUCACUGAUAUUAUGAAAGCUUCUUUUGAAGGGUUCCUGUUGGUUUUGCUCGCUGGAGGUCCUUCUCGAGCCUUCACUCUUAAAGAUUCUGAAAUACUAAAGGAGGAUUUUAAGUUUCUUAUGGAUCUGUUCUGGUCCAAUGGGGAUGGAUUGCCGACUGAAUUAAUAGAUAAGUAUUCAACCUUAGUCAAACGUGUUCUCCCAUUAUACCAUAAUGAUACUGAGAACCUAAUUGAGCAAUUCAAACAUUUGACUUUGGAAAGUUAUGGUUCUUCUGCUAAAUCUAGACUUCCAUUACCUCCAACUUCAGGGCAAUGGAGUCCCACAGAACCAAACACUGUCCUGCGAGUUUUAUGUUAUCGGAGUGAUGAGAUAGCUGCAAAAUUCCUGAAGAAGACUUACAAUUUGCCUAAGAAAUUGUAAUGACAAGAUGAUGCUCUUUAGGUUGAAAAUCACGGUGGAUCAUUCUUGACUUCUAGUAACCCUUAGAUAUUUAUUACAUCACCAUAAAUCAAAAUUUCAUACAGCAUGCCAUACUACAGGGGGCGUUGGUUAGAGAUUGCACUUUGUAGACAAAUUAUACAGCUUUUUGUAUAGUAGUUUAAUUGACUGGAUUCUUUUUCUUCAAAGCCUUCGCCAGUUGUCAAGGAAGUUAAUAAGAUCAUGGACCUAGCGCUUUGGUGUACAGUACCAGUUGGGCAAUAAGACUUGAGGAUCUAUAAAUAUGAAGAAUGGACGGACAAGGUGAGGUUCUUUGGCUUCUUACAAUUUUUUCGUAUGUUUUCCAGAGGAAAGUGAUGAACCAUAGGUUGCUAACAUGGAGGGUCUGUAAUUUGAAGAAAUUUGUUUUGAUUUUGUAGAUGCAUUAUUUAUAUGUGUUUGUUGUCAAAUGUUUA
Messenger RNA from Pistacia vera, 3530 nucleotides. Its product is annotated as protein unc-13 homolog. The coding region runs from base 154 to 3057 and encodes 967 amino acids. The transcript has 5 exons. NCBI's taxonomy places the organism in Eukaryota, Viridiplantae, Streptophyta, Magnoliopsida, Sapindales, Anacardiaceae. The record is from RefSeq and is a predicted model, not a curated record.